This is a messenger RNA of Tigriopus californicus, 1278 nucleotides long. It is a transcript of the gene Tap42, whose product is annotated as serine/threonine-protein phosphatase 4 regulatory subunit ppfr-4-like. The record is from RefSeq and is a predicted model, not a curated record. Bases 121 to 1185 code for a protein of 354 amino acids. The transcript is spliced from 2 exons. Gene Ontology annotation, molecular function: protein phosphatase 2A binding. Gene Ontology annotation, biological process: regulation of dephosphorylation; regulation of signal transduction. Gene Ontology annotation, cellular component: cytosol. Lineage: Eukaryota; Metazoa; Arthropoda; Copepoda; Harpacticoida; Harpacticidae.
UUCCAGUGGUUCAAGCUUAAUCGAAUCCAAGUUGAAAUCAGUCAUCAGUCAGUCGGUCAAGCAACAUAAUCCGGUCUAAUCUGUCCCAUCCCUCGCGCAGAUCGAUCUUUCCAUUUCAUCAUGGCCGAAUGUCAUGAUUGGAGUGAAGACACGUUAUCGGCCUUGUUCGACCAGGCUUUGAAGGCCUACGAGUCGUUGAUGGACUCGUCCGAAGACUUUCGCACGGAUGCCUUUCAGACGCGGGUCAAGACCACGAUUCUCAUGUUGGAAGACGCCACGCGAGCCGUCUCCAUCUUAGAUAUCUUCUCACGCAACGAGCGGGUCCACGAAAUGGCCACGCCCCACUUGCCGCUCAUGCUUUUACCCGCCCUACUCGCUCAGCUCCAGUCCAAAGUGUUUGAUCCGACGACACCCCGGACAGAGACGAUUCGCAUCGCCGAGAUCUAUUACCGAGAUUUCUUGGAGCGCAUCCGCGAUUACGACGUUAUGCCCGAUCUCAAGGUCCCUGAAAUUGCGCAAGAUCCAUCGGAUGAAGAGACGCCGGAGUCUGCACCCGGCAAACCAGACUUGGCCAAGAUGGAACGCGAGCGUGUGGCCAAAAUCCAACGAUUUAAGACCCUCAAAACGUUAGAAGCGCGCAUCAAGGACCUCAGACCUUUAGUUCAGGCGCAAGAAGGCUCCAUAGAUGACGACGUCCUACGCGAGUUCCAUCUCAAAACGCUCACGUCCUUCGCUCUGAACGCAUUGGACGAACUGGCAUCCUUUGACAUGGAAAAGCCUAUCCUUGUACAUAUGGAGAAGGUGAGGCAAGGCCAAGCCCCUGACCCUAAGACCCUAGGCCCGCCGUCACGUCCAUUGAAACCCGUGAUCAUCACUCGCGAUGCCGUGCAAAAAGAAGUCUUCGGAUUGGGUUAUAAGAACGUGCCCAUUUUUAGUAUUGAGGAGUUCUACGAACAACGCGUGCGCGAUGGAUGGUUCCCGGAUCCCAAAGAGGUCAAGAAGCAACAAAACAGUCUUCAAGACAAAACCAAUGCUGAUAUCAAGGCUGAAGAGGAGGAAGAAGAACGCGUCAAAGAGGAAAAAGAAGAACAGGAUGACCCCGAAGAACUGGCGCGGAAGCGUUAUAUGGACGAUUAUAAAGAUGAACACAAACGGGGUGAAGGCAAUCGUUACAACAAAGGCUGACCCUGGCUGAGCUUGAAACUUGAAAUAUACGUUCAUGCCCUUAAACUAGUGCUCGUAGAUAACCACUGAACGAACGGCCAUAUCUGUUUCAGA